AUGAUCCGCGAAAUGUGGCGCAUCGAGUUGGGCGUAGGCGUUGGACCCUUCCGUCUCGGUGCUUGUAUCGCUGAGGUGCUACACGCACUCAAAGGACGCCUUCCUGUUCGUCCGUUCGAGAUCUCGUAUGACGCUGUCGACCCCUACAAAUGCGACGUAGUCGUGGAUUCUCCCGCAGACGGAUUUCGAUUAUACUUUGAUCCUGUGCGACAGAUACUCAAGUUGAUCGAAUUUUACGAUGUGAAUUGCGUGGCCCUGAAAUUUGGCCGCGUGGUGAUCUUUGGCGGUGAUAUUGCUGCCACCUUCAUGUCCGUCUACAAUUUGUUCGGGCCUACGUUCCCUGGCCAAUACGAUGCUGCUGAGCAGUGCUACGUAUUGGGAUAUGAGGGUGGCUGUGUUAAAUUUCCAAUCCCAGCUGAGUUUCGCGAUUUAUACCAGAACGGCACGGACUUGCCGAUUGAGUUUCCGAAUGGUGCCACUCCAGCAGCUACCGGACUCAUGGUGUUUGUGGGUGGCAAUUAUCAAUCUCCUGGACUUCCGACGCCAACAAAAAAACACUACUUUGAAGAAAUCGACGCAGAGGUUAGCAAAGAGCACACGUCGCUUCUUUUUACUGGCCGAAAGCAGCGUAUUCAGCUUGGGUGGUCGCCUCAGGAGGUGAUAAGCGAGCUUGGCGCCCCGGUCUCUGUCUUUCGAAAAGCAGAAGACCCAGAUGAUGGAUCUACCAUCGCUGGUGGUCUAGUCAGCGACUACUUCCAUAACUACCCUCACUUGGGACUGGACAUUAUGUACGACUCGAUGCAUCGGGCGCUGAAAGUCAUAUUAAAGACGAACGCACUGGGGCACCCUGAUUUCGGCGCCUACAACAAGUGCAACUUCAGGCUCAGCGUACAGUCCUCUGCUCUACUCCAGGAUCGUGGCUUUUCUGAGCCAGCAAGCUUCGAGAUCACACCUCAAACACCGUGGAAGGACAUCCGCUUGAUGUUCGAAAGAGAAUCGGACCUGCGACCUAUCAUCCACGACAACGGAUUGGGCCUUCACCCGUUUGGCUCAAGCUUGUGUUACUCACCUACACCAGGCUGCAUCUUCGAAGUGAUGAGGAACGGCCUCAUUGCAAGUGUCACCCUCACAUCCACGAGGUAG
Messenger RNA from Hyaloperonospora brassicae, 1143 nucleotides. Lineage: Eukaryota; Oomycota; Peronosporomycetes; Peronosporales; Peronosporaceae. The record is from the annotation of a GenBank genome assembly.